Messenger RNA from Gallus gallus (chicken), 481 nucleotides. RefSeq names its product serine/arginine repetitive matrix protein 3-like. NCBI's taxonomy places the organism in Eukaryota, Metazoa, Chordata, Aves, Galliformes, Phasianidae. The coding region runs from base 1 to 420 and encodes 139 amino acids. The transcript is spliced from 2 exons. The record is from RefSeq and is a predicted model, not a curated record.
AUGCUCACUUCGCUCUCCCCGCGCCGCUCGGACACGAGUGGCUCACGCUCCCACCGGACAGCGGCGCGCACGGACGGGGCUGCACGCCCCGCACCGCGAGCCCCCGCGCCCCGCCCGACCCCGAUGUCAAUAUUCAUCACGGAGCAGCCGGCGCCCAGAGCCCGCCCCGGGCCCGCCCCCAGGAGCCGAGCGCCGGGUCAGGGCCGACAGGUUGCGGUGCGGGAGAGCGAGAAGGGGCCGCGGGGGCGGCACCGGGAGGAGCCGCUGCCGCCCCUCGGUGCCGCCCGCGGGGUACGGCCGCGCUCGCUGCGGCGCGGCGCCCGCGAGCCUCCGAGCUCCGCGAAGCGCCCCGCGCAACUUCCGCGUGCCCGGCCGGCAACGCAGGUCCCGGCCCGCCCGCUCCCCGGGGAGGAGCAGUGAAAUCGUAAGUGUAGUCAUAAUCGAGGGCAGAGCAGAAGGACGGCUUCCCACAGACAGCCCA